CACGGGACACGCCGCCAUUUUGGAUUGGCUCAUGCUGCACACAUAUAGCUACUAAAAGAACAAGAGUAAUUUUCCAUACGUCUUUUUGGUUGCAGGCACUACCAAAUAUCAUGCAAAAAUUUCUCUCAUUUGCGCUCCUUGUGGGGCUGGCAUUGGCGAGUGAUGUCCUUGAGUUAACAGACGACGAUUUUGAAGACACUGUCGCCGAACAAGAUAUAAUAUUGGUUGAAUUCUUUGCACCAUGGUGCGGUCACUGCAAAAAGUUGGCCCCAGAAUAUGAAAAAGCAGCAACUGACCUCAAAUAUAGUGAUCCAUCAGUACCACUGGCAAAAGUUGACUGCACAGCAGAAAAAGAUACUUGUAGUAGGUAUGGCGUCAGCGGCUAUCCUACUCUAAAAGUAUUCCGUGAUGGUGAAGCGUCUGAUUAUAACGGACCAAGGUCAGCAGAUGGUAUUAUCGACUAUAUGAAAAAGCAAGCUGGUCCAACAUCCAGAGAAGCUAAAACAGUAGAGGAUAUUGAUAAACUUCUCAGCGGCAAGGAUCUUCUUGUUGUUGGUUGUUUUACCGAUGAUAGUGAUGCCAAAAAAGAGUUUUUAAAAUUUGCUGGUUCGGAAAGAGACAAUUAUAAAUUUGUUCACACAGGGGAGCAGGCUGUCCUUGAUAGACUAGGAACUGAAAAUGGUGACAUUGUAAUCUUCAGACCAACCCAUUUACAAAGUAAAUUUGAAGACUCAAAAAUUAAAUUUGAUGGCACAGUUAAAAGUGGAAACUUAAAAAAGUUUGUUAAAGAAAACAGCCUUGGCCUUUGUGGUCACAUGACACCAGACAACCAUUCACAAUUCAAAAAGCCUCUUUGUGUAGUUUACUAUGACGUGGAUUACCGAAAGAACACUAAAGGCACAAAUUACUGGCGUAACAGGAUUAUGAAGGUAGCAAAAAAACUUUCCGACAAGAAAAUCUUUUUUGCCGUUGCCAACCGUGAAGAAUUUUCGCACGAAGUUGAAGCUAACGGACUUACAGACAAAUCUGUGGAUCUUCCAGUUGUAGCCAUAGUGACAGACGAAGGUCAUAAAUAUCCUAUGCAAGCAGACUUCACUCGUGAUGGUAAAGCUUUAGAAGAGUUUGUUAAUGAUUACCUGGAUGGUAAGAUUGAGCCUUACCUCAAGAGUGAACCAAUCCCAGAAUCUGAUGAUGGACCAGUUAAGGUUAUUGUUGCCAAAAAUUUCCAGGACAUAGUGAUGAGUGAGGAGAAAGAUGUUUUAAUUGAGUUUUAUGCACCGUGGUGUGGCCAUUGUAAGAGCCUCGCACCAAAAUAUGAUGAACUUGCAGAAAAGUUGUCAGCAGAUGAUAAUAUUGUGAUAGCUAAAAUGGAUGCCACAGCUAAUGAUGUACCCCCACCUUUUGAAGUUAGAGGAUUCCCUACUUUGUAUUGGGUGCCAAUGAACAACAAACCUAAAAAAUAUGAGGGCGGCAGAGAAGUGGAUGAUUUUAUGAAAUACAUCAAGAGGGAAGCUACAAAGGGUUUGAAUAUCCCAAAGAAAGCUAAGAAAGAUAAAGAAGAGCUCUAAUUUAAAUUAAAAAAAAAGACCUUUCCUUCUUUUUUAUAUCUACAAAGUUUAGACAAAAACUUCAUUCCACGCUUUAAUAAGUGCAUCCUUCUUACUUGCCCAGUUUCUUGGAUUUUGGUCAGUUUUAUAAUAUUUCUUUUUCUCAUUGGUAUUUUAUGGUGAAAUACUUAAAUUUAUGGUGGGGUUGGAACCCAUUUACGAACAGAUUUGUACUUUAUAGAUGGUCUCAAAUUUAGUAGAAAUUCAAAAAAUUUCAUUUUUUUUCUUUGAUAUGGGAUUCCUAAUUUCCUCAUAGACAAAGCUUGUAUGUUGUAAAAUUGAAAAA
This is a messenger RNA of Saccoglossus kowalevskii, 1893 nucleotides long. RefSeq names its product protein disulfide-isomerase A3-like. The record is from RefSeq and is a predicted model, not a curated record. Gene Ontology annotation, molecular function: protein disulfide isomerase activity. Gene Ontology annotation, cellular component: endoplasmic reticulum. Lineage: Eukaryota; Metazoa; Hemichordata; Enteropneusta; Harrimaniidae. Gene Ontology annotation, biological process: response to endoplasmic reticulum stress; protein folding.